UGGAGCACAUCUUGGACACUGGCGCAAAAAUUCAACGAUUUGUGACGAUUUCCUUCAAGCCAUAAUCGAUGCCAAUAAGAUUAUGUUGUCCUAAACUCUAUUAUAUUUCGGGCUCCGGACAUAUCAUGUCAAAGGACCGUAAACAAAUUAGGCAAGUAAUAUAAUAACAUGAUCGAUUGAUGGUAACGAGAAAUUUAAGACGAAGGCACACUUAAAAAAAUUGCUGAUAAUCGUAAUUGCUUUAAGGACUUAAGGCGCAGUGUUUUAAUACCGCUUCCGUUUUAUCAAAUGAGGAUGUUUAUGCAACAAGGAACCAAACGUCAUCACACUCAGCAAAUAUCCUGGAUGCACUAUGGAAGCUGGUUAAAGACCUUUUAUCUGUAGCAAAUGAUCAAGCAUCGACAUUAGCCAGUAGUAGAAUGAUACGCACAAGCGUCGAGUCAUGAGCAAACACGGGUACGUCAGAGCGCGGGACGGGUGAUAAUGCAAUUACAAGUAGUAAUCUGUCGGCGCGUUCGUGCCGGUGGGAGUCACUCGGGCGCGCUCCGGCACUCAGCAGACAUGCGCGGAAGCACCGCCGGCCUCGCCGACACGCUCGCCAGCGGCAGCCGCGCGCACGCCGCGCUGCUGGCCUGCGCCGACGCGCUCUUCGCCAGCCUCGUGGUGGCGCCGGCCGUCGUCACCUACUGGAAGUCCACCUGGACGCUCAUGGACCUGUACGUGCUGCCCGAGGAGCCCGUGGGCAGCGCGGCCGCGUGUGCCGCCUUCGGACUGUGCUGUGACUUGUUGUUUUCCGUGUUCCAAACGCAACUGAGCAAGCGGCUGCGGCCGGAGCGGGGCCGGCUGACGUACUACGUGGUGUCGCGGCUGUGCACGGGCGUGGCCGGCGUGGCCUGCGUGGGCGCCUGGCGCGGGGUCUGGAACCUGCUGAACGAGUGCACGGGCUCGAGUGCCAGGACUCUGAUCUCGACGACAGCGGCGGCGGCGUUGUCGCUGGCGGCGCUGCGGGCGCUGCGGAACAUCUGCGCCGCACCAUUCGCCAUCGCCGUAGACUCGCCGCAAGACUAUUUCGAUGUUCCCACCAUGUUCCGUACGAACAGCCGAGAGACGAUGCUGUACAUCUUGGACUGCAUAUUCUCCGUGACGGUGGUGGGGUCGCUCGUGGUCUUCGUGUGGAGAGGAUCCUGGGCCCUGCUGGAUAUCUUCCUCUAUCCUGACGAUAAGAGCAAAUCGUGUUGGACUUCAUUGAUAGUAGGCUACGCAGUAGUCAUAGUGACCUUCGCACUGCAAGCCCCAGUGCGCUGGUCUGCGGCCAGGCUCCACGGGGCGCCGCGGCUGCUGCUGGCUGAUGUCUACCACCUGGUCUCCUUCGUCGCCACUGUCAACGUGUGGCGGGGUGUAUGGGGGCUGCUGGAUAUUUACUUCUUUCCGGAAACACCAAAACUCAGCAACUGGUGUUCUCACAUCGUCAGCUUAACACUCCUCAUACUCCUCAACUGCUCCAACUCAGUCAUCGUACGAGGAGUUUACAUUGAUGCAGAGGAACCGGCGGGAGAAUGCGUCGUCUUCCCCUGCCACUAUCUAAGGCUCUUCUUCCAUAAAGAACGAACCAAGAAGAGACACAGAAGGGCCUUACAAGCUGCAGCUGCUGCAGCUGCUGGCAGGAAACCAGAAGACGCCAGCCUUCCUCUACAAAUGCCAGAAGAGAAAGUUUAGCAUAUUUUAAGUGAAGGAAUGUUCCAGAAUAAGUUUGAAGUUGGAACUUUUGUUGUACGAUUAGAAUUACCCAGUGAAGCAGUGUUAGUUUCUGAAGUGAUUGAAGAUUAAUGUGAACGAUUUGGUAGGAAUUUAAUGGUACAAAUUGAAAUUAAUUAUUAACCUUUUGUGGACAUAGUGUGAGAACUUUAUCACGAUAUUUCUAACUGAUCUAAUCUUUAUCUCACACAAUAUCGCAUUUGCAAAUGUUUGUCUUACAAGUUUUCAGCUUUCGAAUAAUUAUUGUUUUUUUUUCUUUCAAAACAGUUGUUUUAAAGAUUUUAUGGAACAAAUGAUGCCUUAUUAGUAAACGUAUAUAGAAAAAGUAAGUUCGAAAUUAAAAUCGAGAAUAAGUAGAUUUAGAAAAAAAAUGUGUAUAGCGCUAUCGUGUUGAUCGAAGAAAUUAUGUGCUUUAUAAAUAUUGUACAAAUUAUGUUGUUAUAUUUUGUUAAAAUAAUGCAAUUUUUGAAUCGAUGUCUACAAUAAGCUUUACAUUAGUGUGCACUCUUAAUAUUGAAGGUGGUAUCUUAUAUCUUUAAAUUGUAAAGAUCUGUGUGCACAUACUCUUAAACAAAACUACCUCUAUCUUCAUCAUGAUUUAAGACUCUCCUAACAUCUUGUACUAUUUUAUCCAUUUCCUCGUUUUCAAAAUAUAUGAUCACUUUCAGUUUUAAUUUCAUGUAUGACCAAACUUUAAUUAUAUUUUUCCGAUAUAUGUUGUAAAUCUGAACACCCUUUACCCUUACCCUUACCCUUAGCUUAAAUUAUAUUAAGUAUUCGUUCUAAGUCAAGCUAUUAAAGUCUUUACUAGUUUGUAGAAGCAAAUAUGUAAAUAUGGUACAAUAAUGUUGUAAGCACUAAGUUAUUAUAAGUUCUGUUGAGAUACAUAAUAAACGUAUUGCUAUUA
Helicoverpa zea (corn earworm) is the source of this 2662-nucleotide messenger RNA. RefSeq lists its product as uncharacterized. The record is from RefSeq and is a predicted model, not a curated record. NCBI's taxonomy places the organism in Eukaryota, Metazoa, Arthropoda, Insecta, Lepidoptera, Noctuidae. Bases 484 to 1716 code for a protein of 410 amino acids. Gene Ontology annotation, cellular component: presynaptic membrane. Gene Ontology annotation, biological process: neuromuscular synaptic transmission; clustering of voltage-gated calcium channels; neuron-neuron synaptic transmission. The transcript has 4 exons.